Porites lobata is the source of this 2464-nucleotide messenger RNA. Lineage: Eukaryota; Metazoa; Cnidaria; Anthozoa; Scleractinia; Poritidae. The record is from the annotation of a GenBank genome assembly.
AUGAUUCAUGGAACUCAGCACAUUUCUAGCCAGGUAAUACAAACUUAGUCAUUUUUACUUCAUCUGCUAAUAGUUUUAUGCAAGUUAGUAGAUGUAAUAUAUAAAAAUAAUUAUCAGUAUUUGAUUGAAGCAUUUCCGGGAACUGAUCAUAGCUGUCCUUUUUUCCCCCUGUAGAUUGCCUCAGCUGUUUCCAUUUAUCGUCACUUUCCCAUGCUUAUUUCUAAGAUGAAAACAACAGUUAGUUCAGAAACUGUGGUAUCUCUGGCAAAACAGCUUUCAGGAGAAAGAUCCUUGUAAGUACUCAAUAUUAAGCACCUUUUUUGGAAAGUAUUUUGAUAUAUGAUAUACAUGUUUACAUGUGAUCUUUUGUACACUAAAGAUCAUACCCCAUUGCCGUCCAGGACUCAAAGAGAUUUUUAAGCAAGUGUCAUUUUCUCCUACAUGUAGUACAUUGUCAGAAGCCUGAAUUGGGAGAAAGAAGACUGGUAAAAACCCAGCCGUUUUAUACAAGUUUAGAUACCUAAAAAGCAUUGACGCAUAUACGAUAAAAUGCACUCAGUUCUAAUAUUUAUUUAAUGUGUUCUCUUGUUGUUUUAGGAGGCAUUAGUCAAGUCAAUCGAAGACACCACAGAUGGAAAGUCAGCAGUGGAGGCACUAGCCAAAAAGCUGUUUACACCCAAUGAACUGCAGAGCUCUUCAGUCACUGGUUUUCAAUGCAACAAAGCGUAUGAAUCACGACCAGGCCUGAGUCCAUCAAGGAGGAGUCUUUUAGAAAGUUAGUUUAGAUUUCUCUAUAUUUUUUCCCUUUUUUCAACAUGCUUAAUAUACAUGUAGCAUUUUUUUGACCUGAGGAAGUCUUGUUGAGGUAACAAAAUCCCAAAAUUUGUUUGGUCAUGCCAAACCACGGCUCAUCUUACAAUGUAACCAGCAUCUGGUGUCACCAUUUAAAAUUGCUUCUAUGUGGUGAACAUUUUUCUGUUAAUAUCUUAUUUCCCAGGAUUAAGUACUUUGCAGUGGGAUACUAGUCAAAUUAUUAAUAGUCACUAAAUAAAUUUAAUAAUUAAAUAGAGGUAACAAACAUAUCUACUACCAUGCAGUUAACAUGCAUUAAAUUAAUUUCAUUUGGCUGUUUCUAUCUUACAGGUAUUGUGUUAAAGAAAAAUUUUCUGGCAGCCACAAGGUCAUCUGUUAGAAAGGACCUUGGCCUGGUUCUUAAGAAAGCGAGGGCAAGCAAAGAAAACAACAAGGCCAAAUGUAAAGGACAAGAACCCAGAAAGCUAUGAAUGAACACUCUUUUUUUCUCAUAAAAUUAUUAUCUGUUUUAAAUUUCUAAAGUUACUGUUUCAUGAUCAGGGUACUGACAAACAAAGAUCACAUGUACAUGUAACAUAUAUUUCUGAUAAUGAUGUUUUACAUGUUUCAAUUGAAUUUGAAAUAAAUACAUAUGGCAUUAGGAAAAUGAAAGUCAUGACUGUUGUUUUUGUUGGGCAUGGUUUUACUGUUGAUGGAAGUUAAUUUGUGAAUAGUUACACAUUUAAAAGCAUCUGGAAUAAUGCUUGCAAAAGCUGGAAUAAUGCUGAAAAAAUCUGGCAUAUGCUAGAAAAAGCUGGAAUUGAAUGCACUGUCUUCACUUGCUUACAUUUAGGAGUGUGCAAGAAUUUUCAAGAAAAAUCUAGAAACUGACAUUUUGUAAUAAGCUGGAAAAAGCUGGAAAAAACCUGAUUUAUGCCAAAUUUUGAUUUCUGGAAAAAACUGACAGAUUCUAUCCUAAUUAGCAUGUUUCAUUAACAUUCUAGAAAAUUCUAGAAUUUUCCAGAAAAGAAAACUGGUAUAUUCUAGAAACUUCUAGAAAUCUUUUCUGUAAUAUUUCUAGAAAUAUUCUAGAAAUUCCCAGAAUAUUCCAGAUUUGUUUUACAAGGGUACUCCUCCUGGUGAUAAACAACAAGCAUUUGUCCUUGGUACUUCUAAAAAUGAAGUGCCAAUUAAACAAGAGAUGUUGGCAGCAAACAGAUUCCUAUCCUGCAGAGGCUUGGAAGUUUUUGCUGAAGGGGAUAGAGUGGAAACAUACCGAAGAGCAUUUAUAAAUGGUUCCUUUUUCAGCUCUGCAAAAAUGUGCACUAGCAAACUAAAAAAUUCAUACACUGUCCAGUAUACAGAUUCAAGUGGGAGAAUUCAAUUUAGAGAAAUUCAAAAAUUCUUUUUGAUUAAGACCCAUCAUGUUGCUAUUGUGACAAAGUUAGUGCAAAUUAAAUCUUUGGCAUCAGGAGUCACAUCAUCGUCAGAUGAGUUCAAUGAAUUUUGUAAUUCAAGACCUUUACUCCACCAUAUGGCAGUGACCAGAGGAUUACCGUAUCUAUUUUGUGUACCACUGUCUCAAAUAGAGAGAAAACUAAUAGUAGUUAGUAGCCUUGGAGAUAACAUGCUUACUGUAAGCACAUUCCCAAAUAUUGUUGAACACGAUUAA